Anas platyrhynchos (mallard) is the source of this 1793-nucleotide messenger RNA. Lineage: Eukaryota; Metazoa; Chordata; Aves; Anseriformes; Anatidae. The record is from RefSeq and is a predicted model, not a curated record.
AGCGGCGGGCGGCGGGGCAGCGCCUCGGAGCCCCCGGGGGAGCCCUGAGCCCCCUGCCCGGUGCCGCCGCCCAUGGCUCGCCCGCUGCUCUCGCUCCUCUGCGGGGCCGUCGCCCUCCUGCUGCCCUGGAUCGCCGGCGAAACCGGUUUAUUGCCAGGCCGGCGUCCCGCGGCAGCGCUGCCUCGUUUUCCUCCUGGAAAUGUCACCGCUGGCUGAGAACCGACGCGCUCGGCACGUGCCCGGCAUCGCUCACGUCCUGGACCUCAGCGAUGGUUUCUGCAGCAUUUCGGGGUGUCCCAGCACCUGGAGACACAGCACGGAGCUGCCCAAGCACCAAAACGAAGAGAAAAGGGAGAAAAAAAGCAGCCGGGGUGGCUCGGACCACCCCAGGCGCGGCUGGGGCUGUGCCAGGAGAUGCUGCGGAUACAAACGGGGGCGUUUCAGCCUGAAGUAGCUUUUAUUUUUGAUUUCCGAGUGAUUCAGCUCAUCCCUGGCAGUUUGAAGGAUGAGGGACACCCGCGGGGCAGCGCCCGAAGCUGCUCUUUGGCUUCUCCCAGGGUGGUGAACCCGUCCUGGCUGCCUGCCCGCUUCCUUUGCCAACACGUGCCGCGGAGCUGCUGCCAGCACGGUGGCGGUGACGGCACGCACCCCGUGCCCCUUGCCCUGGGAACGGGUGGAAAUGCCCCAAAAAAUGGACCCUGGAGAGGAAGGAAGGCUCGUGCAAGAGGGAGGCCGGGAUGGAGUUUGCUCACAAAGCGUUUUUUUUGCUGGUUUUGUGAUGGGAAUUCCCGUUGUGUUCCCAUUCCUUUAUCCAUUACGCUCCCAUCUCCAUCGUUCUCCUGUCCCCACCACGUUCCCAUUGCUGUUGUCCUCCUGUCCCCAUCCCCAUCGUGUCCGAAUCCUGUCCCCACCCCUGUCCCCAUUUUUGUCAUGCUCCCAAACCCAUUGCGCUCCUGUCCCCAUUGCCAUCAUUCUCCUGUCCCCGUUGUGCUCCCAUCUGUCCCCCACUGCCACCACGUUCCCAUUCCCAUUGCCACCAUCCUUCCAUCCCCAUCCUCCUCCUGUCCCUGUUAUUCUCCCAUCCCCACCACUGCAAUCCCAACCCCGUUGUCCUUGUGCCCCUACCACCACCCCGCUCCUGUCCCUGCCACCCCGCUGCAGCCGCUGGGCACUUGCCAGAGCCACUGGAAAGAGUUUGGACCUCACCUGCAGCCUCAAGUCCUGGUGGCCUUGGGGACAUCACCAAAAAUUGCUCCAGCCUGGCGUCCCUCCCUGCCAAACGUGCUCCAUCCACGCCAUGCAUCACGUCCCGGCCACGCAUCACCCCGUGAAAAAACUUUCUCCAUCAUGGACAAGGGGAAAGGAAGCGAACUCGUGACGCCCUCUGGCAAAAACCGACCUCAAAUCGGAGCUGAAGGGGAAGCACGAGGAGAAGGAAAGCAAUAGCUCGGAUCCCCACCGUGCCUGGCCACGCGGCGGUCAGAUUUUGGCCAGCUUCAGGGUCAGGGGUUGCAGCCAGCAGCGGGGUGACAACCCCGGGAAGCAGCAGGAGGACUGCAGUGGCUUUUUUCUGCUAAAAGCCUUUUUUUUUUCUGCUUGAAGGGACCACAAACAUGCCAAAAAAACAGCUAUAACUGGGGCACAACCCCCUGCGUUUGUGCCAAUGAGGCUCUCCCAGCCCUGGAGCAUCACCAAUACCCCGCACCCCUUCCCCAGCGGGUCGAGACCCCCCAGUUGGGCACGGCGAGCCCCUCACGCCCCCGUUAUCACCUUAAUUUUUAUUUUUCCCCCCC